AUGGUUUGCUUCUAAUAGCUUUCCGCAGUUCAAUUCUUCAUUUCAGGUGCAAGAGCUUUUUUUCGAAGUUCAAAGGAAGAAAAGCCAUUUUUUUCUGGACGCUAAAGAAAACAGCACAGUUUUCGAUCUCAAAUGCAUGAUCAAAGACAUUUUGAAGGUUGGUUUUUUCCAGUUUUUCGCACUUCUAUGAGUAAAGCUGUUAAGGUGUCGUGCCAAAAUGUGGAGCUUUUUCGACUUUGUGAAAAUGGGCAACACACGCAACUAGAUAGCCGAAAAACGUUGGCUGAGUGUGGAUUCAAUCCUACUAACGCCAGGGUUUUCAACCUUUUAUCUUUUUAUUUUUUAAAUUUUUGAUUCACGCUACGCAUGUUUGAGACAGUGCUCCGGUGGCCGGUCGAUGUUGCGCCGUCAGUUUCGAAGCCCACAAAUUUUUUUGAAUUUUCUUUCUUUCUUGAAAUUUGUUAAGGAUUUAUUUCUCGAGGUUACAAGGUAAGUUAAGUCGCAAAAAGUACAUAAGUUUUCAUUUUAUUACUGAAAAAUCUGUCUAAACUACCGUAAUACGACCGGCCACCUUAAACAGGCGUACGCAGCAGUAAUUUUUGUUUUUGUACCAGUUCAUUCGGCUUACAGGCGCAACAGCCAGCAACGAUUGGAAUGAUGUUGAAAGGAGACGAUAGCCUGGAAAUCGAAAAGCUGUCGACGCCUCCGCCAAUUCCCGAUGCGAUGCGAAAUGAGCAGCAAGCUGAAUAA
Caenorhabditis auriculariae is the source of this 750-nucleotide messenger RNA. The record is from the annotation of a GenBank genome assembly. NCBI's taxonomy places the organism in Eukaryota, Metazoa, Nematoda, Chromadorea, Rhabditida, Rhabditidae.